UAGCUCUAUUAAUUCAUGAUGCUGCCUCAUCUCUGAAUUGUUGUGGUGACGCUGAGGUUUUGUUGUCACCCACAGGAUCCCCUGCCUCCAUGUCCAUAUUCAGAUGUGCUGCAAGUUCAAUUGUUUCAGUUCGAGCGGGUGCACAAAACACAAUGUGUAGUAGGUCAGACCUUAGAAGCCACUUGCAGCCGCACUUGCCAGCACCCGCGACGAGCCACCCCACCGGCCCCCAAGGCGCGCCGUCCCACAGUCCGCUGGGCGUGGCGUCCUCCCGAAAUAAAAUAAAUGCGCCAUGCUCAAUCCAACCCCGUGGCUUCUGGGUGUCCGAGUUCGUCGCGACCAUCAGUUCGGAGACCUGCGUCACUGCCCGUGACGCUACAAUGGCCACCUGCAUCAUUGUGUGCUCCGUCAACGGCCUCCUGCACAAGGAAAGGCAACAGGAGUAG
Triticum dicoccoides is the source of this 446-nucleotide messenger RNA. RefSeq lists its product as uncharacterized. Bases 90 to 446 code for a protein of 118 amino acids. The record is from RefSeq and is a predicted model, not a curated record. NCBI's taxonomy places the organism in Eukaryota, Viridiplantae, Streptophyta, Magnoliopsida, Poales, Poaceae. The transcript has 3 exons.